AUGGCGCGCGCGCCAAGGUGCCGGGCCGUGCGCGCCCUGCUGCGCAGUCGCUACCGCGAGGUGGUGCCGCUGGCGACUUUAGCGCGGCGCCUGGGGCCCCCGGACUGGCGGCUGGUGCGGCGCGGGGACCCCGCGGCCUUCCGCGCGCUCGUGGCCCGGUGCCUGGUGUGCGUGCCCUGGGACGCGCAGCCGCUUCCCGCCGCCCCGUCCUUCCGCCAGGUGUCCUGCCUGAAGGAGCUGGUGGGCAGGGUCGUGCAGCGGCUCUGCGAGCGCCGCACUAGGAACGUGCUGGCCUUCGGCUUCGCGCUGCUGGACGGGGCCCGUGGGGGGCCGCCCCUGGCCUUCACGACCAGCGUGCGCAGCUACCUGCCCAACACGGUGACCGAGACGCUGCGCGGCAGCGGCGCGUGGGGGCUGCUGCUGCACCGCGUGGGCGACGACGUGCUCGUGCACCUGCUGGCGCGCUGCGCGCUCUACGUGCUGGUGGCCCCGAACUGCGCCUACCAGGUGUGCGGGCCGCCCCUGUACGAGCUCUGCGCCUCCGCAGACGCCCGGCUCGCUGCGCCCCCCAGCCACCGGCCCACGCGACAAACGGGAGGGAACCGAAUGGGCCUCAGGUCCACGCGCCCGGUCGGGAGCGGCAGCGACGUGGAGGCUCGGGGACCCCUGGGCCUGCCAGCCCGGGGUGCGAGGCGGCGUCGGGGCAGCGCGGGGGGACGUCCGCCUUUGGCCAAGAGGCCCAGGCGUGGGCCGGCCCCUGAGCCGGGGCUGGGGGCGGAGGCACGUGGGCCAGGUGGCCCCGAUCCCCGCGCGGUGACAACUACCAGAGUGGCGGCGGAAGCCGUGCCUUCGGGGGCUGAGCCGUCAGGGACCCGUCGCUCCUCCCGGUCGGGGAGCGAGGCCGGCGCCCCGUCCCCCGGGCGGUCACCACGUGCCCGAGUGUACACCGAGACCAAGCGCUUCCUCUACUGCUGCUCGGGCGGCGGGGAGCGCCUGCGCCCCUCCUUCCUGCUCAGCUCCCUGCGGGCCAGCCUGGCGGGCGCCCGCACGCUCGUGGAGACCAUCUUCCUCGGCUCGACGCCGCGCGGGACGCGCCGCCUGCCCCCGCGCUACUGGCGGAUGCGGCCCCUGUUCCGGGAGCUGCUCGGGAACCACGCGCGCUGCCCCUACGGCGCGCUGCUCAGGACGCACUGCCCGCUGCACGCCGCGGCCGCCCCCGGCCUGGUGCAGCUGCUGCGCCAGCACAGCAGCCCCUGGCAGGUGUACGCCUUCCUGCGGGCCUGUCUGCGCCGCCUGGUGCCCGCCGGCCUCUGGGGCUCCAGGCACAACGAGCGCCGCUUCUUGAGGAACGCCAAGAAGCUGGUGUCUCUGGGGAAGCACGCCAGGCUGUCGCUGCAGGAGCUGAUGUGGCGGGUGAAGGUGCAGGACUGCGCCUGGCUGCGCAGGAGCCCAGGGCAUGGCUGCGUCCCGGCUGCGGAGCACUGCUUGCGGGAGGCUAUCCUGGCCAAGUUCCUGUACUGGCUGAUGGACACGUAUGUGGCCGAGCUGCUCAGAUCAUUUUUUUAUGUCACGGAGACCACGUUUCAGAAGAACAAGCUCUUCUUCUACCGGAAGAGUGUCUGGAGCAAGCUGCAGAGCAUUGGCAUGAGACAGCACCUUGAGAGGGUGCAGCUGCGAGAGCUGUCGGCAGCAGAGGUCAGGCGGCACCGGGAAGCCUCACCCACCCUGCUGACGUCGAAACUGCGCUUCAUCCCCAAGCCCAACGGGCUCCGGCCAAUUGUGAAUAUGGACUAUAUUGUGGGAGCCAGAACAUUCCACAGAGAAAAGAAGGCCCAGCAGGUCAAGGCACAGGUCAGGACCCUGUUCAGCGUGCUCAACUACGAGCGGGGGAGGCGGCCUGGCCUCCUGGGGGCCUCCGUGCUGGGCAUAGAUGACAUCUAUAGGGCCUGGCGGGCCUUCGUGCUGCGCCUGCGGGCCCAGGACCCCACACCCAGGCUGUACUUCGUCAAGGUGGAUGUGACAGGGGCCUAUGACACCAUCCCCCAAGACAGGCUUGUGGAGGUGAUCGCCAGCAUCAUGCAGCCCCCGGAGAACACAUACUGCGUGCGCCGGUAUGCUGUGGUACAGAGAACAGCCCACGGGCACGUCCGCAAGGUCUUCAGGAGACACGUCUCCACCCUCACGGAUCUCCAGCCGUACAUGCAGCAGUUUGUGGAGCAUCUGCAGGAGACAGGCUCGCUGAGGGACGCCGUCGUCAUUGAGCAGAGCUCCUCUCUGAACGAGACCAGCCGCAGCCUUUUCAGUUUCUUCCUGCACUUCGUGCAUGACAACAUCAUCAGGAUUGGGGGCAGGUCCUACGUGCAGUGCCAGGGCAUCCCGCAGGGCUCCGUCCUGUCCACGCUGCUCUGCAGUCUGUGCUAUGGGGACAUGGAGAACAAGCUGUUUUCUGGGAUCCAGCAGGACGGGCUACUCCUGCGUCUGGUGGAUGACUUCCUGCUGGUUACGCCUCACCUCACCCAUGCAAAAGCCUUCCUCAGGACCCUGGUCAGAGGCGUCCCUGAGUACGGCUGCGUGGUAAACUUGCGGAAGACAGUGGUGAACUUCCCCGUGGAGGACGAUGCCCUGGGCGGUGCGGCCGUCCUCCAGCUGCCUGCGCACUGCUUGUUCCCCUGGUGUGGCCUGCUGCUGGACACCCGCACCCUGGAGGUGCUCUGCGACUACUCCAGCUACGCCCGGACCUCGAUCAGAGCCAGUCUCACCUUCAACUGCGGCUUCAGGGCCGGGAGGAACAUGCGUCGCAAGCUCUUUGGGGUCUUGCGGCUGAAGUGUCAUGGCCUCUUUCUGGAUUUGCAGGUGAACAGUCUCCAGACGGUCUUCAUAAACGUGUACAAGGUCUUCCUGCUGCAGGCCUACAGGUUCCAUGCAUGUGUGCUGCAGCUUCCAUUCAACCAGCAAGUUUGGAAGAACCCCUCGUUCUUCCUGCGGAUCAUUUCUGACACUGCCUCCCGCUGCUUCUCCAUUCUGAAAGCCAAGAACACAGGGACGUCAGUGGGGGCCAAGGGCACCUCCGGCCCGGUUCCCCGCGAAGCUGUGUGCUGGCUCUGCCAUCGAGCCUUCCUGCUCAAGCUGACGCAUCACCCUGUCACCUACAAGUGUCUCCUGGGCACACUCAGGACAGCCCAGAUGCGGCUGUGCAAGAAGCUUCCUGAGGCCACGAAGGCCAUGCUCGAGGCCGCGGCCAACCCAGCCCUGACCACAGACUUCAAGACCCUCUUGGACUGA
This is a messenger RNA of Cynocephalus volans (Philippine flying lemur), 3282 nucleotides long. RefSeq names its product telomerase reverse transcriptase (gene TERT). Lineage: Eukaryota; Metazoa; Chordata; Mammalia; Dermoptera; Cynocephalidae. Gene Ontology annotation, molecular function: telomerase RNA binding; telomeric repeat DNA binding. The coding region runs from base 1 to 3282 and encodes 1093 amino acids. Gene Ontology annotation, biological process: telomere maintenance via telomerase. The record is from RefSeq and is a predicted model, not a curated record. Gene Ontology annotation, cellular component: telomerase catalytic core complex. The transcript is spliced from 16 exons.